This is a messenger RNA of Centropristis striata (black sea bass), 2794 nucleotides long. RefSeq names its product TAF5 RNA polymerase II, TATA box binding protein (TBP)-associated factor (gene taf5). Gene Ontology annotation, molecular function: RNA polymerase II general transcription initiation factor activity; protein binding. The transcript has 12 exons. Bases 128 to 2425 code for a protein of 765 amino acids. Lineage: Eukaryota; Metazoa; Chordata; Actinopteri; Perciformes; Serranidae. Gene Ontology annotation, biological process: transcription initiation at RNA polymerase II promoter. Gene Ontology annotation, cellular component: transcription factor TFIID complex. The record is from RefSeq and is a predicted model, not a curated record.
GGGAGGAAGGCGGGACUUCUGCUUUACACAUGAUGACGUUUCAUCAUGAGGACCAAUCAGAUGACCGGAUUUAAACGAAUAGUGUUUCCCGUUUUUAAACCUCGCACAUGCGCAAUUCAUUUUUAAAAUGGCGGCCGUACAAGGUGGUCUGGUGGAAGAGAAAGACAUAAAAACAGAACCAUCAAACGAUGGCUGCGGAAAUAAUAAUGCAACCGACGGACGGUUGCUCUCUACGUCCCCCGGCUCCAGCGCUCCGGCUGGGGGCAACAAACCGGCGGCGGGAGCCCCGGAGGACCAGCAGACCCUGCUGGCAGUCCUGCAGUUCCUCCGAAAGAACAAACUGACCGAGUCCGUCGAAAUUUUGCGUCGCGAAGCGGGAUUACCGGAGGAUUCACUUGAACUAAAGGCGGGGGAUUCCUCCGGGGCAGGCUCCGGGCAGGCGGCGGACGGAGACGGCGGCGGCGGGGAUGCGAGCUCUCUGCUCAGCCGGGUGACCAGCUCAGCCUCCGCUCCGGUCCCGGCGCCAACUAAAGGUCCAAGCUCUGGAGCUAGAAAUGCUCGUCUCAUUCUGACGUCUUCUUCUUCUUCUGCAGCUGUUGGCGAGGAUCAGCCGGACGUUAACGUGGUUCUGUCGGCCUACAGCCAGCAGGGCGACCCGGCGCUCUACCAGGUUUACUACAACGGCCUGAAGAAGUUCAUAGAAUCGGUUCUGGACUGUCACCGAGCGGAGCUGUCCCAGGUCUUCUACCCGCUGUUUGUGCACAUGUAUUUGGAACUGGUGUACAACAAUCAUGAAAGUGAGGCCAAGGCCUUCUUUGAAAAGUACAGUGGCGAUCAAGAGUGUUACUACGAGGACGACCUGCGUGUUUUGUCCAGCCUGUCCAAGCGGGAGCACAUGAGGGGCAACGAGACCCUGCUGGACUUCCGCACCAGCAAGUUCGUCCUGCGGAUCUCCCGGGACUCUUACCAGCUGCUGAAGAGACACCUGCAGGAGCGCCAGAACAACCAGAUCUGGAACAUCAUCCAGGAGCACCUCUACAUCGACAUCUUCGAUGGCAUGCCGCGCAGCAAGAGCCAGAUUGACGCCAUGUCUGGCAGCCUGGCAGGAGAGGCCAAGAGAGAGGCCAACAAGGCCAAGGUUUACUAUGGACUGCUGAAGGAACCGGAAAUUGAGCUUCCUCUUGAUGACGAGGACGAGGAGGCGGAGAACGAGGAGGGAAAACCAAAGAAGAAGAAACCUAAAAAGGACAGCAUGGGCUCCAAGAGCAAGAAGCAGGAUCCUAAUGCACCUUCACAGACUAGGAUUCCUCUCCCAGAACUAAAGGAUUCAGACAAGCUGGACAAGAUCAUGUACAUGAAGGAGGCCACGAAGAGGAUCCGCCUGGGACCAGAGAACCUGCCCUCCAUCUGCUUCUACACUUUCCUCAAUGCUUACCAGGGUCUGACAGCAGUGGACUUCACAGACGACUCCAGCCUGAUCGCAGGAGGCUUCGCUGACUCCACAGUAAGAGUGUGGAGCGUCACACCCAAGAAGCUCCGCAAGGUCAAGUCUGCAGCAGACUUGAAUCUGAUCGACAAAGAGUCAGACGAUGUGCUGGAGAGGAUCAUGGACGAGAAGACGGCCAGCGAGUCAAAGAUCCUCUACGGACACAGCGGCCCAGUGUACGGCAUCAGCUUCAGCCCCGACAGAAACUACUUGUUGUCCAGUUCAGAAGACGGGACCGUCAGACUGUGGAGUCUCCAAACAUUUACUUGUCUGGUGGCCUACAAAGGCCACAACUACCCAGUGUGGGACACCCACUUUUCCCCACACGGGUACUACUUUAUCUCCGGGGGACAUGACAGAGUCGCCCGUCUGUGGGCGACGGAUCACUACCAGCCUCUCCGAAUGUUUUCUGGUCACCUCGCUGACGUCACUUGCACCCGCUUCCACCCAAACUCCAAUUAUGUGGCCACAGGGUCUUCUGAUCGCACCAUCCGGCUCUGGGACGUCCUGACCGGAAACUGUGUCCGCAUCUUCACCGGUCACAAGGGUCCGAUCCACGCGCUGGCUUUUUCUCCCAAUGGAAAGUUCUUGGCUUCAGGAGCGACUGACAGCAGAGUUCUUCUAUGGGACAUCGGCCACGGGCUGAUGAUCGGAGAGCUGAAAGGCCACACAGAUACUAUCUACUCCCUCCGCUUCAGCAGAGACGGAGAGAUCCUUGCCUCCGGCUCAAUGGACCACACGGCUCGUCUGUGGGACGCCCAGAAAGCAUUUGAUGAUUUGGAGACGGAUGAUUUCACAGCAGCUACAGGACACGUCCAUCUACAAGAUAACUCCCAGGAGCUUCUGUUAGGCACCUACUUAUCAAAAUCCACACCCGUUAUCCACCUUCACUUCACCCGCAGGAACCUGCUGCUGUCCGCUGGGGCCUACAAUCCCUGAGACAUUACUAAAUUAUGAAAAGAUAAAUUAUACAAGCUUGAAAUGCAGCAAACGUCUGAUCUCCAGGCUGCACGAGUAUCUGAAAAGGUGUGUGGCGUAUUUGGAAACAAAACUGUAUUGUCAACAAUCACCUCUGGUCAGAAUCUAUCUGUGAAUGAAGAUAAUUAGGUGAGCAGACUCCCACAAAUCAGGCUGAUCUAUUGCAGAUAACCCCGCGCCAUGCCAAGUGCCAUUGUUGAUUGAGGACUUUUUUUUUCUUCUUUCUUUUUUUAAAUCACUGCCAUGCUUUGUUCAACAUGUGGCUGAUAUCUCUGUAUCAUAGUAUUUUAUACUGGUGGACACUGUAAAUAAAAACAAACAUGUUUUCUA